Molecule: messenger RNA, 3640 nt
Organism: Otolemur garnettii (small-eared galago)
Lineage: Eukaryota; Metazoa; Chordata; Mammalia; Primates; Galagidae
Product: guanylate-binding protein 1
Exons: 12
Coding region: 232-2067 (611 amino acids)
Biological process (GO): defense response to protozoan; defense response to Gram-positive bacterium
Molecular function (GO): GTP binding; GTPase activity
Source: RefSeq, a predicted model, not a curated record
UCUAGAAAGCUCUGGCUCCUUUUAGGCUCUCUGAAGAAACUCUGGAAAGGCCAAGGGCAUUGGAGUGUAACACAAAAGUCUAAAGUUCCAGCGACAGAAAAAAGAGGGUGAAAGGACUGCUGCCAAACUCAGAAGAGAGGGAAGAGGACGAGGACUCCCACCUCUCUCACUGACACUGAAUCCUUCCCAACAUUAACGGAUCUCUACUCAGGAUAAAGGAAUACCACAAACAUGGCCUCAGAGACCACCGUGUGGGCCCCAGAGACCCACGUGCCGGCCCCAGAGACCCACAUGCUGGCCCCAGAGACCCACAUGCCGGCCCCAGUUUGCCUCAUCAAGAAUACUAAAGGGCAACUGGUGGUUAAUCCAGAAGGCUUGACAAUCCUGUCUGCCAUCAAGCAGCCCGUGGUGGUGGUAGCUAUCGUGGGCCUCUACCGCACAGGCAAAUCCUACCUGAUGAAUAAGUUGGCUGGGAAGGACAAGGGCUUCUCUCUGGGCUCCACAGUGCAGUCUCACACCAAAGGAAUCUGGAUGUGGUGUGUGCCCCAUCCCAAGAAGCCAGGACACACCCUAGUUCUGCUUGAUACUGAGGGCCUGGGAGAUGUAGAGAAGGGAGACAACCAGAACGACUCCUGGAUCUUUGCCCUGGCCAUCCUCCUGAGCAGCACCUUCGUGUACAACAGCAUGGGAACCAUCAACCAGCAGGCCAUGGACCAACUGCAUUACGUGACAGAGCUGACAAAUCGAAUCAGGUCAAAAUCCUCCCCAGGUGACAGUCAGGUAGAAGACUCAGCUGACUUUGUGAGCUUCUUUCCAGCAUUCGUGUGGACUCUCAGAGAUUUCUCCCUGGACCUGGAAAUAGAUGGACGGCCUAUCACCGCUGAUGAAUACCUGGAGCAUUCGCUGCAGCUAAAAAAAGGUACUAGUCAAAAGAAUAAAAUCUUUAAUGAGCCUCGACUAUGUAUUCGAAAGUUUUUCCCCGAGAAGAAGUGCUUCAUUUUCGACCGUCCUGCUCAUAGGAAGUACCUUACCCGCUUGGAGCAGCUAAAGGAGGAAAAUCUGAACCCUGAAUUCCUAGAACAAGUUGCAGAAUUCUGUUCCUACAUCUUCAGCCAUGCCAAGGUCAAGACUCUCUCAGGUGGCAUCACAGUCAACGGGCCGCGUCUAGAGAAUCUGGUACUGACCUAUGUAGAUGCAAUCAGCAGUGGGGAUCUGCCCUGCAUGGAGAAUGCAGUCCUGGCCUUGGCCCAGUUAGAGAAUGCAGCUGCAGUGCAAAAGGCCAUUGACCACUAUGAGCAGCAGAUGAGCCAGAAGGUGCAGCUGCCCACAGAGACCCUCCUGGAGCUGCUGGACCUGCACAGGGCCAUUGAGAAAGAGGCCAUUGAAAUAUUCAUGAAGUACUCUUUCAAGGAUGUGGACCAAACUUUCCAGAAGAAAUUAGGGACCCAGUUGGAUGUAAGGCGAGAUGACUAUUGUAAGCAGAAUAUGAAAGCAUCAGCAGAUUAUUGCACGGAAUUACUUGAGGAUAUUUUUGGUCCUCUAGAAGAGGAGGUGAAGCUGGGGGUGUUUUCUAAAGCAGGAGGUUAUCAGCUCUUCAUUCAGAGGAAGCAUGAGCUGCAGGAUAAGUACGACAAAGUUCCCAGAAAAGGAAUACAGGCAGAAGAGAUGCUGAGAAAAUACUUAAAGUCCAAAGAGGAUGUGGCUGAUGCCCUUCUAAAGACUGAUAAGUCGCUAACAGAAAAGGAAAAAGAGAUUGAAGUGGAACGCAUAAAGGCUGAAUCUGCAGAAGCCGCACAGCAGAUGUUGGAGGAAAUGCAAAAGAAGACUGAGCAGAUGAUGGAACAGAAAGAGAAGAGUUAUCAGGAGCAUGUGAGACAGUUGACUGAGAAGAUGGAGAGGGACAGGGCCCAGUUGCUGGAAGAACAAGAGAGGAUAAUAGCUAUUAAACUUCAGGAGCAGGAACGACUUCUCAAGGAGGGAUUCCACAAUGAAAGCAACAAACUAAAAAGAGAGGUCCAGGAUCUCCAAAGGAGAGCAUCAGCACACAAGCCCUGCACCAUACUCUAAAAAUCUCAGAAACAUAAUCUCCCUACUACCCAGCUUCUUCUCCCCAAGGAACAAAUUGAAUGAACAACUUCAGAAGGCCAAACAAUGGCUGCUAAACUUAUCUUGAAAUCAUGACACUUGAAUUUGUUUUCCUUUUAAAAAAAGUUUUUACCAAUGGAGUGCAUGUGAUAUUUUGUUACAUGCAAUGUGUAAUCUCAAGUCAAGGUAUUUAGAAUAUCCAUCCUCUCAAGAGAAAUGCUUGCAUUUUUGCUAAGUCAUAAAGAUUACAAAGUGAAGCUUAAUUAUAAAGUCAAUAUUUCACCUGCUGAGCAAUUCAAUUCAUGCUUAUUUAUGUCCUAAUUACUAAUAUGAUCCUUAACUGCAUCCUAUGUUUGAAAUUAUGCACAAGGGCUCAAGAGAUACUAAAUCAUGUAACUGGUAUGUAUUUUACAGUGGGGAGAUCUCAUACAUUUUCUGUUUAAGGUAGACUUUUCCCCCCUCAUAUAUACCACCCUUCUAUAUUUUCUCAAUAUAUCUUCUCUUACUUAAGGAGUACUUUGGUCCUAAAAUAAGUUAGGACCUAGGGAUAACGUUGAACUGCUGUGAACAUGGCAUAAAUCUGAUGUGACUGAACAAAACCAUGGGCACAGUUGGGCAUCACUCCUGUUGAAUAGUUUUGGAUCACAUACCGGCUGCAAGUAAGAGAGAUCUGGGACACUUCACUGGACUUCGGUGUGUAGUGUGUAGCUUUCACUUGGGUGGAGGCUGCCUGGCCUGUGGGCACUGAUGAACUCCUGGACAUUGGGAGAGGAAGUGGUGACCUCUGUGCAGAAGGCAUGUAUGAGUGGACCCUCCACCUUCUCUAUAUAUACCGUCUAGGUCUACAAUCUCCAGCCCUUAAGCUUACAGUUGGGGAUAUUCUGUCAUAAAACAAUAAUCUCUGGUCAAAAAAAUAUAUUUGACAUGUUAAAUUAUUAGUAUUAUUAAUUUUUUUAACUACAUCAAUAAACUGACCAUAAAAUAUGAAUUUAAAUAAAGACCUAGAAAACUACCAACUAAUAAAACUAAAAAAGGGUUUAGAAGAAAUAGAGCUAUAGACCAUGAUCUAAAAUGGAAGCUAAUAAAUAAAUAAAUUAAUUAUCCAUAAAUCAAUUUAUAUUGGCCUACUAUAUCCAAUCCAUUGCCAAUAAAAAUUUUGGAGGUUCUUCACUAUAGAAUCCUAAUUUUCAUUCAGAAGUGUUAGGAGAAGCCAAAACAAUGUACUAGAAAAAAAUUUCAGAAUCAGAUAUUAAAACAAAAUAUAAAAUAGAAUCAUUUUUAAAGUGUGGCACUGAGUAUCAUAAGAAUAAACAGGCAAUGGGACUUAAUGGAUAGUCCAGAAACAAAUUUAAGUUUAAAAAAGAACUGUGUAACCAUUAAAAAAUUUUAAUCUAUUAUACAUAAGUAACAUCAAAGUAAGUUCUUUUUUAAAUGUUUUAUUUUUAUUGUAAAUUGACAAAUCAUGUAUAUUUGUGAAGUAGAAAGUGAUGUUAUGAUUAUGAAUACAAUAUGGGAACAAUUAAAGUCAGCUAAUUAACAUAAUCAUUAAUAUCUA